UUAUGGAAACCAAACCAAACUUUGUGAAAUUACUGUUUUGGUCAUCUUCUUCUCUUGAACCUGUAUUUGCAUCCAGACUUCCAUGAAAGAGUUCAGACAUGAAGACCUUGAAGCAGCCACUCAAAGCUACUCAAGGACUCAUCUCAUUGGCAAAGGAAGCCAUGGCUGCAUCUACAAAGCCACUCUCACAGAUGGUCAAACUGUUGCCAUUAAGACACCAUCUUUAGGCCUUUGCAACCUGCAAGACACUUCCACCAUCGAAAACGAAGCUCGUAUCCUGUCGUCUCUCUCACCCAACCGCUUCCUCGUCAACCUGCUCGGGACGAGCCAUGACUCCACCACCGGUCACAGAGUCCUGGUCAUGGAGCACAUGCCUGGCGGCAUGCUCCAUGACUCGCUCCAUCUGACCACGCCUCCGCCAUCAUGGCCUAGACGAACCAGGAUGGCGGUCCAGAUAGCCCGAGCGGUGAGAUUCCUCCACGACUCGAAGCCCUUGAUCAUCCAUCGAGACAUCAAGUCCGAGAAUAUUUUGUUUGAUUCCAAAUCAAACGUUCGGCUCGCUGAUUUUGGGCUCGCAGUAUGUGCUACUUCACCGAGUCAACGAGUUGACUCGGUGAGUUUACCUGCGGGUACUAUUGGAUACUUGGAUCCCUGUUACACCACCCCGUGUAAGCUAAGCACUAAAAAUGAUGUGUUUAGCUUCGGGGUGGUGUUGUUGGAGAUCAUCAGUGGAACAAAAGCAAUCGAUGUUUCUAGGGCUCCGGCUUCUAUAGUAGAAUGGUCGAUGGGUUUAAUUGAAGAAAACCGAAUAAUGGAAAUAUGUGACAAAAGGGUCGAUAUGCCACGCCACAUGGAAGGUGCGAUAAGACAUAUGAUUAUUUUGGCUUCACGAUGUGUUUCGUCAGAUGAGGAAUCACGUCCAUCGAUGACGGAAAUCGUUACCAAGAUGGAAAGAUUUCGGAUUCCAAUAUGGGCGGAUGUGGUUCAAAGUCUAGUCCAUUUAAAACGCCGAAAAAGGCCCAAGACGGUCAACACGAUCGUUGUGACGGCAGUCGCCACCACCACCGACGUUCCCACCGCCACAAGUGAUCAUGGUGCUGUUCCAAGAACGAAGGUUUUGCUAAGAGAAAUAUUGGCAGGUGAUAUUUUAUAGCACCAAAAAUGAAUACAUACUCGAUCGUAUUUUA
Messenger RNA from Cynara cardunculus var. scolymus (artichoke), 1187 nucleotides. Its product is annotated as serine/threonine-protein kinase-like protein At5g23170. The coding region runs from base 83 to 1153 and encodes 356 amino acids. NCBI's taxonomy places the organism in Eukaryota, Viridiplantae, Streptophyta, Magnoliopsida, Asterales, Asteraceae. The transcript has a single exon. Gene Ontology annotation, cellular component: plasma membrane. Gene Ontology annotation, biological process: protein phosphorylation. Gene Ontology annotation, molecular function: ATP binding; protein kinase activity. The record is from RefSeq and is a predicted model, not a curated record.